Pogona vitticeps (central bearded dragon) is the source of this 2556-nucleotide messenger RNA. The record is from RefSeq and is a predicted model, not a curated record. Lineage: Eukaryota; Metazoa; Chordata; Lepidosauria; Squamata; Agamidae.
AAACAGUUGGCUUCACAGAAUUCUAUGACUUGUUUUCCUGCCUCAUUUUUAACUCUGUGGGAACAGCCUUGAUUUCCCUGUUGGUGAAAGUAGGCUUCCCACCUCCCCAAGAAUAGGGGCAAGAUUCUUGGCCUGCAGUUCACCUAUGGACUGGGACAGUGAUAUGACGAUGCCUUAGAUGCCAUGUACACGUGUGGACAUGGAGGGCUGGAGAUUUAAGGAGGAAGGAGAGGAUUGUUCCGCAGACACCAUUGACUGGGAAGCAUUUGAGGUCCAGGAGGUACCAGCACUGCCACAGCACUUGACAGCCAGUUGGGAGCUGAUCCAUCCCCAGGACCCUGACACUGGGCAUUGGGAGGAAUUCUUUGCAUGCCCAGAGGAGGGAGCCUGUGAUGAGGCCAGAAGGUCAGCACCAACUCUUUCUCAAGGUGCCGGGGGUGCAUCCAGUCCAGGAACAGGAGGGGCUCCUCCCCAAACCAACGUGACCAGCAACCGGAGACUGCAGCAGACACAAGCUCAAGUGAAUGAGGUAGUGGACAUAAUGCGAGUCAAUGUGGAUAAAGUACUCGAAAGAGAUCAGAAACUUUCAGAGCUUGAUAACCGAGCAGAUGCUUUGCAAGCUGGUGCCUCACAGUUUGAAACCAGUGCGGCUAAACUGAAGAGGAAAUACUGGUGGAAAAACUGUAAGAUGAUGAUCAUCCUGGGUGUAGUAUGUGCAGUCAUUCUUAUCAUAAUUAUAAUUUAUUUCUCCACCUGAAAAAAAAAAUCAUGGCCCAUAACUUGGCAUGUCUGUUCACACUGGCCUGUUUUCUGAUACACCCUCCAAUGAAACCUGCUUUCUAAUUCCUUGUGUCUUGGGGCUUUUAGCCUGCAACAAUAUGUAAGAAUUCAAUGUAGUGUGUUUUUGUUUUUUGAGUAUUAUAUGGUUCCUAUAAGAAACUGUGCCAGCUGAAUACUGCCAACUAGUUCCACACAUUGGUCUCUUACUGUGCUAAAAUGUGCCCAUGCUGACCUUUAGAAAUUGCCAUUCUUAAAAACCAUUAUAUUUUCUUUCUGACUUAAAUAAGAACAGUCACAGAGCUUGUACAUAAAGGCACCUUGUCAAAUCAACUCAAAGUGAAAAGGGAUGACAUGCUGGGACCAUCAUUUUCAAAAUUAGGGGGCUGUUAGACCACAGGGUCAAUCAGGAUUGGUGAAAGCUGAUCUUCAUUAAUGUUGAGUAUCUCUACAGAUGGGAAAUUUCAGACCCCAGCCAACAAUGGCUACCAGCCAUGCUGUCUAGAGUAUUCUGGAAGUUUUAUUCCAAAAAAAGAGUAAUGUUUCCUAUGGUAUUAUGGCAUCCAUUACGUAUGCUUCAGAUUCCACUCGGCACUUUAUAAGCAAGUCUACUUUGAUUGUUUCUUAAUCUAAAAUGAUGUUGUGAGCCAUCAUUACUUAUGUACCUUGCGAAAGGAUGUGAUUUUCUACUAGCUGUAUUUCUUUUCUUUCUUUUACUUGCUCCAAUUCUAAUAGCAGAUACUGCCUGAGAAGUAUUUAUUAUUAAUAUUUACACAUGUAGGAGACAUUAAAUAUAUAUAUAGACAUUAAAUAUAUAAUUGUAACCCCCUUUGUUUCUUGUGGGGUUGAUGUGCAACAUGUUACCAGUUAAUGAAAUAUCAUAAUACAUAUUCUACUAAUUUCUCAUAUGUAUUCCCCUCCUUUUCCUCCAAUAACCCAGGAUGUUGUGAUCUAAUUUUAUCCUCACAACAAUCCUGUAAAGUUGAAAGAGAACCACUGACCUAAAAUUGUUUAGCUUUGUGACAACUGAGCAAGGCCUGAACUGGGUUUUGAUCAUCCACAUCCAGGCCAGAUCUAAAGUGCACAUGUGGCAUCCUUGGGCAGCUUCUAGGGCCACAGUGCCCAGACAAGGCUCACCAUUAGUGCCUACUCUACUCCCCCUUUAAAAAAAAACACAUGGGACUGCAAUCAGUGCAUGGUGGCUUGGCUUGGAAACUACUUACUGCAUUGUCCAUAAUGGCCUGGAAUGGCUGACCACUGCUUGGAAAUUUUAAUUUUUUAGAGUACAGCUCCUAGAUUAUGAUGCUGGAAUAGGUAGGUUUUCCAGGUUCCGGGGCUGACAAAUAUAAGUUGUCCAAGCAAAGAAAACUUCACUGAAAAUCACCUUUCCUCAGAACUGGAGCCAGUCCUAUUUAACACUAUGUAAUCCCUGGAUAGGAUAACAGUGCUACUUCAGAUGUUAGCUUCCAAUGUCCAUCAGCUUCAGCCAACGUGUUCUGGUCUAGCAACAUCUCGAGAGUCACACAUCCCCAAUGUAAACAGGGAAAAGCUGUGGUUUUAUAUCCUGCUUGAUUCUUUGUUCAGAAUCCCAAGUAGAGUAGACUCAUUAAAUCAAUGAUAUAUAAAUAAAUGUAAAAACCACAAAAUCAUAGAAUAAUAGAACUGGAAGGUGCCUAUAAGGUAGUAGUUCCCUAUGGUUUUUGAGUCGUGAUUAGAGAUGGGGGUAUUUGUUUAUGAAUACGAAUAUCCCUAUGGAGCUCCGGUUAACGAGGGUCCACC